Messenger RNA from Pectinophora gossypiella (pink bollworm), 3226 nucleotides. It is a transcript of the gene Tbc1d15-17, whose product is annotated as TBC1 domain family member 15. The record is from RefSeq and is a predicted model, not a curated record. Gene Ontology annotation, biological process: activation of GTPase activity. Lineage: Eukaryota; Metazoa; Arthropoda; Insecta; Lepidoptera; Gelechiidae. Gene Ontology annotation, molecular function: GTPase activator activity. The coding region runs from base 184 to 2238 and encodes 684 amino acids. The transcript is spliced from 12 exons.
UACGUGUAUCUUGCUUGUGUAUGGGGUGCUUCGAUUGGUUUUAUCCCAAACGAAUGGCAUGUUUACCAUUUUUUUUGUUGACUAAAUUACACAAAAGCUAUGCUUUGGCGUCUCUUUUGGGGAUGAAUCGUGGUGAUUGUUGACGGAAUCCUUGUGUUUUGCUGUUAGUUACAACAAUUCACCAUGUCUUCGAGUUCGGUCGAAGAUAUUCCGGACCAGUGCAAGGACCUAUUCACGCAAGAUGGCGUUCUGCUCAAAGCGUGCAUUGGCCGUCCAAUCACAGACCUCAACUCUAUCGGGAUGCUAUGCGUCGUACAGAAUCCAGACAACAGCAAAUGCAUAGAAUGGAGACCUUUGGACCUUAUCACCAUUGAUUCUGACACUCAGGACCAAGAAUGGGCGGUUGUUAACACUAUUGGCGAUGGGUUGGUAACCUGUCACUAUACAGCUCCUCGAAAUUCCUCAGGUCGUCGCCAACGUACUCUUAGUGGUAACAUGACGUCUGACUACGCCACAGCACGAGCUAGGAUCAUCAAGAUACCUCUGGCAGAACUGAAGAGCUUCAGAGUAACAAGGAAUAACCAACAGCUGCAACUAUCCACAAAGCCAGGAGUAUGGCAGACUACGCUGUAUUUCCAGCACGGGAACGCCGAAGUUUUCGUGGCCAACCUCAAGAAUCAUGUCAAAUCUGCUAAGACUAGGCACGACAGGAACACAUACGUGGUAGUGGAACCGAACACAGAGUCACAAGUACUGAACCGCUCGUUUGCCGAGCUGGACAUCUUCACAGAGAACACUACAGACGUCGUCUGGAACCUGGUGUCCAACUUCAAGCAGCGCCCGUACGAGACCACCAUGGAGGCCUUCUCUAAACUCACUGAUAUUGUAUACUACGGCAACGAAGGCGUGAACGGCAAGAGGGACGUCUCGGAGGAGGUGGCAGACCUCCUUACCAAGAGUAUGAGUGCCUUAGAAGACGCCACAACAGUCACUAGGAGUGACGAAUAUGAGGUUAUAAGCGUCAAGCCUACGUUGCCGCCCCGUCCAAGCAUACCUAGAUGUCCCAUAUUCAUUUACAGAGGCACCCCACUGUCCACGGAGAAAUGGGACGGCUUGCAGGACACCGAAGGCAGGGUCAUGGAAGUGGAGGGGGUUAAACAGCUGAUAUUUAGAGGGGGCGUGGCUCACUCGAUAAGACAGUCGGUAUGGAAGUACCUUCUGGACUACUUUCCGUGGCACGCGAGCCACGCUGAGAUCAGGGCGAUACAGAAACGCAAGACCGCUGAGUACUACUCUAUGAAGCUGCAGUGGAAGUCUAUGACUGAAGGACAGGAGGCCAGGUUCUCAGAAUAUAGAGAUAGAAAGAGCCUGGUAGAAAAGGACGUGAACCGUACGGAUCGCACGCACCCAUUCUACGCGGGCGACAACAACCCCAACCUGGUGGUGCUGCAAGACAUCCUGAUGACAUACGUCAUGUACAACUUCGAUCUGGGUUACGUGCAGGGCAUGAGCGACAUCCUAGCGCCCCUGCUACUCCUUUUGGGCAACGAGGUCGACAGCUUCUGGUGUUUCGUCGGCUUUAUGGAUAAGAUUGCAUCAAACUUCGACAUGGACCAAGCGGGCAUGAAGCAGCAACUACUCCAGCUGCAGCAGCUGCUCAUGUUCACGAGCCCUGCGCUGGCGCAGCACCUCGCGCUCAAGGACUCCGGAAACAUGUACUUUUGCUUCCGCUGGCUGCUCGUCUGGUUUAAGCGCGAGUUCUCGCACAAGGACAUUAUGAGACUAUGGGAGGUGCUGUGGACAGGGUUGCCAUGUGCAAACUUCCACUUAUUGAUCUGUGUUGCCAUACUCGACGCAGAAAAAGACAUGCUCAUCAGUAAAGACUAUGGAUUUACUGAAAUCCUAAAACACGUGAAUGACCUAUCGAUGUGUCUAGACGUGGACAGAAUACUGAGCACAGCGGAAGGUAUAUACCACCAGAUUGUGUCCGCGCCGCACCUCAACGAUCAGAUCCGGGUCAUCCUGGGACUACCCACAGUCGGAACUACGACUUCCGUUAACUCGGACGAGGCGGAACCGGAACCGGAAACGGCGCAAGCGACCCACGCCAACGGUACGAGCAAUGGUUCCACGGAACCCAGUGCGGUGUUUGGUCCAGAUAUGGAGGAAGAUACACUCGAAUAUAACGGAUUAAAAAUUACUAUAGUUACGCAAACAGUAUGGGCAUUACUAGCGUAGCCACAAAAUAUACAUGUAUUAAUAAAUAUAUGGACGAAGUACGCUAGACUAGCACUGAUUUUAUAUUUUUAUAACUUGCUAUUGUUCGAUAUUGAGGUUUGGCUUCUGUUUGUUAUUUUGUAAAAUCUUUAAUUAGUGAUCUCAAAUUCAACACAAAUAUUAACAGGGUUGACCCACAUCGGUCAACAUCUCAUCGGACUUUCCUAUAUUUCUAUCCUUGUCUGUCGCCACGAACCGUUAUUUGUUAGAGCGAGAGAGACCGCGCGAGGCAGAAUCGACGAGCUGAUAGCGUGCGUCUCUGAAAUGAAGGUUCUGCGAUGAGGUGCUGGCAAAUGUGGUUUUACUAUACCAGCAGCGCCAUAUUGAAUAAAGAACCACCUAGCGGACAGAUUUCGUAACUCUUUAUAACUGACAACUCUUUUGUUUGGGGUAUUUUGUAACUGGGCUUACCAUAAUUAUGAUACCUAAAUAUUUAUUUACCCUGAUUUGAAUUCGUUCUUAGAGUGUAUAAAAUAUGAAAUUGUACGUGUUGAAUAGGAAAGGAGGCUGAAUAUUGCAUUCAGUGAUUUUGUACUAAAAACAUGUACUUUGUUGUAAACUUGUAACCAACAAACAGAAGUUAAAACUACUGUUAUGUACUAAUGUACAUAACAUUGUAUGUGCUAAAAUAAUUCAUUUUUGUAUAAUUUUAAUUAUAGUGACCGCGCCGUUUUCAUAUGCUCGGAUUUAUUAACAUUUUCGUGUGAGAGCGAAAUUAAUUGUGUACAUCCUUAAUUAAUGUUUAUUAUUAUAAUCAAUUAUUACAAUAUUCUUGUUUCUUUUUGUAAUAAACUUUGCCACUAUGAUGACUAUGUUAGAAAGUUAGUUUAGUGCAUUAAAUCUGAACAUUUUAUAAUAAUGUUAAUAAUUAUAAUUUGUAGCACAUAUCCUUACUUUGUGUAUAACUACUUCAGUUUAUCAUCAUUUUAUUAAACAUUUCGUACCUGAA